Polyodon spathula (Mississippi paddlefish) is the source of this 2362-nucleotide messenger RNA. Its product is annotated as 2-oxoglutarate receptor 1-like. Bases 64 to 1053 code for a protein of 329 amino acids. Gene Ontology annotation, cellular component: plasma membrane. The record is from RefSeq and is a predicted model, not a curated record. Gene Ontology annotation, molecular function: G protein-coupled receptor activity. Gene Ontology annotation, biological process: G protein-coupled receptor signaling pathway. NCBI's taxonomy places the organism in Eukaryota, Metazoa, Chordata, Actinopteri, Acipenseriformes, Polyodontidae. The transcript is spliced from 2 exons.
GAGGAAACCACUGGAUCAAAUCAACCUGGAGCAGCUCAUUGUGCAGCAAUACUAGUUCGUGCCAUGGGAGACAAUGCUUCAGACGACGCUUCAGCUUAUGAAGUUGAUCCCAACUGUACCAACAUUGAUACUCUAAUGAAGAGGUAUUAUCUCCCAAUAAUAUAUGGUAUAAUCUUCAUUGUCGGCUUAGUGGGAAACCUAUUCGCCAUCACAGUAUAUCUGGUCAAGAUGAGACCAUGGAAGAGCAGCAGCAUCAUCAUGUUUAACCUUGUGGUAACAGAUUUUCUGUAUAUGUUGACUCUGCCCUUCUUCAUAUACUACUACACCAAUGUCGAUUCCUGGAACAUGGGAGAUUUCAUGUGCAGGUUUGUGCGCUUCGCUUUCCACUUCAACCUUUAUGGGAGCAUCCUCUUCCUCACCUGCCUCAGUGUCUUUCGCUACGUCGCCAUUGUCUACCCCUAUCGAUCUCAGGAGGUGCAAAAGAAAUGGUGGGGCAUCCUUGUUUGCAUCAUUGUCUGGGCAAUUGCAGCAGUGGCAAUCACCCCCAUGACGACAAUGAUCUCUCUGGUUGAAUUGCAGAAUGUCACGCAAUGCUUAGAUUUUGCAAGCAAUGACUUGGAAACAGUUUGGUGGUAUGGCUGGCUUUUGACAGUGCUGGGGUUUCUCGUACCCUUAGCGAUUGUAUGCAUGUGCCACUUCAGCAUUGUACGGGCGCUGAGCACUGGGCCUCGCACUAGGAGUGAGUGCAGGAUAAAGGCCCGCCGUCAUGUCGUCCUCAUCAUAGUUGUGUUUGUGCUGUGCUUUCUCCCUUUUCAUAUAUCAAGAGCCAUCCGGAUGAUAACCAGGAGACCUGACUUUGACUGUCUUGUGAUGAGGCGAGCUCAUGCAGCAUACAUCUUUUUUAGGCCAGUUGCAGGAUUGCACACUUUUUUCAACUUUUUUUUGAAUACAACUGCUGGGGAUCAGUUUCAGAAGGCCUGUAGUGAGCUUUUCAACUGCUUCCGUUGUGAAUCAAAAUGCAAGGAAGUUUGCAACGUGGCUGUCAUUUCAUAAAUCCGACAGCCCUUCAUAAAUGUAUGUGAUCUAAAAAGACUGUUUUGGUAACUUUCAAGAAGUAAUAUUGAAGUUUUUCUGUUUAUGAACUCUAGGAUAUAUUAUUCUUAUUAGUGCAAUUACUGUGAACCAAAGCUACUGUGUAUCAUAUGUUAAAAGCAAAUGUUGAAACCAUGGUAACCAACUUUUGGUGAUACCAGCAAGCUAAUGCUAAAAUGACAAACACAACACAAUGAUACAAUGCCAUGAGACCAAGGGUUUGGCUUUAGAUUAAUGUAAAUAUGUGGGUCAAACACUUAAUGAAUGCUGAUCAAACUCCAUCUCAUGGGAAUUUUAGAUCCAAGGCAUGAUUUAAAAACAUAUGUAUGUAAAAUGUACAGCAUGCAGCUCACCUUACCUGCAGUGUACUAAGUAUUUUUAGACAAAUGAAAAACCUUUGUCAAUGUCUUGAUCACUGUUUGCCUAAAUUCAUUACAACUGUACAUUUCUUUUAUUACUACUCUUAACUAUAAAAUAUGCAGAUAUACAGAUUUCUGAUGCUCUUAAAAGGUUUAAGACAGGACAUGACUAUAUAACAACAUUCCACUUUAUAUUAAGUGCCUGUAACUGCAAUGUGACUGGAUUUGUAGUUACUUAGUAAUUGCAUUAUAAAUACAUAACCACAUGUGUAAUUACAGUAAGAUUACAAACAACGAUAACAGCUGCCAGCAUGUUUCAUUUAGUAAAUAAACACAUUGUUGAAUUGUAAUACAUGGCUAUAUGUAUACAUACUGUGUUACUGUAGUGUAGUUACAGUGCAGUUAGUAACAUUUCAGUUAAAAUGUUUGCCAGUAAAAACAUUUACUUGUUAACAGCCUCAUUUAAAUAUAAUAUCCAUCAUUUAUUAAGUUUCCCUUAUAAAAGACAAACACAUUAUGGCAAACUUAAAUUAUUAUUAUGUUUUUCAAACUAGCAAUUCAGACACAGUCACUAAUAAAAUACUAUUAAAACAUGUGAUGUGCACUCACCAGUAUGUGUCUGUCUGUAAUAUAAGACAAGAUGAGACUUGGAUUUGAAUGGCUUGUUUCCCCAAAAACACACACACUUUCCUGUACUGUAAUACAUAUUGUUAUGAAACAUGGUUUUAUUGUAUUUGUUAUAUAUGUUUAAUAAAUGUAUUGUUUAAUUUCAUUUUAUAAAAACAUGUGCUGAACUACAACCCAUUUUGCAGGGUACUGGUAUUUAAAAUGUCAAUAAUUCCUAAUUUUUGAUAUGUAACUUCAGUCAAUUUUAAUAAUUAACUAGACUUUUUCUUUAUAUGUAUUUACUG